Molecule: messenger RNA, 339 nt
Organism: Anoplophora glabripennis (Asian longhorned beetle)
Lineage: Eukaryota; Metazoa; Arthropoda; Insecta; Coleoptera; Cerambycidae
Exons: 3
Coding region: 1-339 (112 amino acids)
Source: RefSeq, a predicted model, not a curated record
AUGACUAAACAGCAACGUCAGGAGACCAGCAACCCCCAACCUGUAAAUUGUCACACCCCACUUUGUUGUGGGUGGGAAGAUAAUAAUAAUGAACAUUGGAGUGAAGGUUUAAGAUUUGUACAACUCAUGAAAAAUAGAGCUUUUCAUUCUGGAAUAAAGCGAACGCCUUAUGAGGCUCUUUUUGGUUUGCCAGAAGUUGAUAGAGGAUGUGGUGAUGCUCGAAAUAUUCUGGCCAUUGUCAUGAAUAUCACAGACGAUGGACUAGACCAGCUCGGUACUAAGCAAAGAGUUGUUAAAUCGCUUUAUUCUAGAUAUCAGUUUACAGUUUGCCAAAAAUAA